Molecule: messenger RNA, 1526 nt
Organism: Mangifera indica (mango)
Lineage: Eukaryota; Viridiplantae; Streptophyta; Magnoliopsida; Sapindales; Anacardiaceae
Product: probable BOI-related E3 ubiquitin-protein ligase 2
Exons: 5
Coding region: 452-1453 (333 amino acids)
Molecular function (GO): ubiquitin-protein transferase activity
Source: RefSeq, a predicted model, not a curated record
UAGAAAAGAAAAGAACGGCUCCUUCUAUGAUAGCGAGACCCGCACUGUUUCUAUUCACUGUUCAGAUUAGAAAUAGAAAAUUGAAAUUACUGCGAAUAACUGCAGUUAAUGCUGAUAAAACCAAAACCUAACCACAAUUCAUAACUGCAACUAAGAGUUUGUCAGCAGCAAACGCCUCCACUGAUUCAUUUAUUCGUUCAUUCCUUGUAUUUAUUUCUAUAGUUUAUGAUUUUCACCCCAUUCACACAGAACCUCCUCUCUUCAAAACUAUUCCUUCGUCAUCGGUUUCUCUUUCCCAUUCCACCUCAAUAGUCGUUUAUAUUUAAGGAUCUUCCGUGCUGCUUUUCUUUUGCGCUCUGAAUCAAAUUGUUUGACUGCAUAUAUUGCUGGUAAUAUAUUAACCAUCACAAGCUACACAACUUAGAGUAAACUAGUUUCAAUACUAGUAAAAAUGUUGGGAGGCAACAGUGGGAAUCCUAUUCUUCCAGUUUUUCUGGAUGAGAGUCGAUUUCAGUAUCAGAGUAAUGCAUCAAAUCAGCUGCAGUUAUUUGGAAAUUCAGUUGGCUGUAACAUUGGUCCGGUAAAUUAUUUUGGAAAUGAGCAUAUCACUCCUAUGCUUAGGCCCAAUAAACGAGGCAGGGAAACGGAAGACUUCUCAAGGCAGCAAAAGCUGCACAUCUCGUUAAAUUCAAACAUCUGCCUAGAUGAAGCUGAUCGUUCUGCAAGUAUUCCUAAGCCAAACCUUGUAUCAACAGGGUUAAGGUUAUCAUAUGAUGAUGAUGAACAUAACUCAUCUGUAACUUCUGCAAGUGGUAAUUUGAAUACUGCACCACCAAUUAUCUUGUCUCUUGGUGACAAUGUUAGGACUGAACUUGAUCGUCAAAAAGAAGAAAUUGAUCAAUAUAUCAAAAUGCAGGAAGAACACUUGGCAAGGGGGCUUAGGGAGUUGAAGCAGAGACAGAUGGCUUCAUUCCUUUCGGCUGUAGAGAGAGGUCUGGCUAAGAAAUUCCGAGAGAAAGAAGUAGAGAUACAAAACAUGCAUCGUAAGAACAGAGAACUGAUUGAGAGAAUAAAGCAGGUGGCAUCAGAAGCCCAGAAUUGGCAGUAUAGAGCAAAGUACAAUGAGUCUGUUGUUAAUGUCCUAAAGAACAACCUGCAGCAUGCGAUUUCACAGGGUGCCGACCAACUGAAGGAAGGAUUCAAAGACAGUGAAGUUGAUGAUGCCGAAUCAUGCAUUGACCCAAACAACUUUCUAAGCAUGCCAGGUGAAUCUUCAAAAUCAGGUUCUAGGAGUCAAAACAUGAUGUGCAGAGCAUGCAAGACAAAGGAAGUCUCAAUUUUGUUGAUGCCUUGUAGGCACUUUUGUUUAUGCCAAGAUUGUGAUGUUUUGGUCAGUGUGUGUCCUGUCUGCCAGUUGGUGAAAGAUGCCAGCCUCCCAGUGUAUUUGUCCUAAAUGAUAAACCAAAUUACUCAAUGAAAAUCUUUUGAAACUCUGAAUUAUAAAAAAGAUAAAAGAAUUUGGGUAA